ACCCUGCAUUUACUAUAUCUGGUCUCCACCCUGCAAUCACUAUAUUGGUCUCCCCGACCCUGCAUUCACUAUAUGGUCUCCCCAGACCCUGCAUUCACUAUAUCUGGUCUCCCUGGACCCCGCAUUCCCUAUAUCUGGUCUCCCAGGACCUAUAUCUGGUCUCCCCGGACCCCGCAUUCCCUAUAUAUCUGGUCUCCCACAGACCCUGCAUUUACUAUAUCUGGUCUCCACAGACCCUCAUUUACGAUAUCUGGUCUCCCCGCAUUACCCUCCACAGACCCUGCAUUU
This is a messenger RNA of Staurois parvus, 288 nucleotides long. Lineage: Eukaryota; Metazoa; Chordata; Amphibia; Anura; Ranidae. The record is from the annotation of a GenBank genome assembly.